Messenger RNA from Trichechus manatus latirostris (Florida manatee), 694 nucleotides. RefSeq names its product diacylglycerol kinase kappa (gene DGKK). NCBI's taxonomy places the organism in Eukaryota, Metazoa, Chordata, Mammalia, Sirenia, Trichechidae. The record is from RefSeq and is a predicted model, not a curated record. The transcript has 6 exons. The coding region runs from base 47 to 694 and encodes 215 amino acids.
CCGUGAGAAUCCCAGGCAAAUCCCACUGCCAAGAGGACAGGUCGCAAUGGAUGUACCCCAAUUUGAGGUUGUGGCCAUCCAACACUUAGAAUCUGCAACUACUGAGCUGAACAAAAUCCUGAAGGCAAAGUGCCCCACAGAGAUGAUCAUCGCAACCAGAUUCCUGUGCUCAGCAGUGGAAGAUUUUUGUGCUGAUACUGUUAAGACCUGGAGUCAAAUAAAACAGAACAAUACAGCAAUAGAGUCUGUGAUAUUGAAAAGUGAUUUAAUGUAUGAUAAGCUCAAUGUCCUGAUUGAUGUCCUGGCUGAGGAGGCAGCAGCUACACCUGUUGAGAAAACCACAACAGUACAUCCAGACAGUGGCAAAGCAGAUGGAAAGCGCUUGGUCCCUCAACUAGACCACAUAUCCAGGUGCAAGUUGGAGUUGGCCACAAAGGCCCAGAAUCUCCAGAAAUCCUUGAAACUCCUUGUAUUUCAGGUUGAACAAGUUCUGGAUGAGGAAAGCAGACAGACAAUAUCAGUUAAGAACUUUAGUUCAACUUUCUUCCUGGGAGAUGACUCAGAAGAUACUAAUAGGAAAAGCCCAAGACACAGUUCUCGUCAUAGCGUUUUGUCUUCUAUAUCUUCUCUCAGAAGUGAGGACCUGGAUAACCUCAACUUGAAGCACCUGCAUUUUAUGCCUGAAACGAUGUAA